GCUGAGCGCUGGGCYGGGGAGGGAGGGGUCUGCUCCUGCACCGGCUCAAGUUGCGGCCCUGUGGACCGCGACCCGCGCAGCGCGGUGGCAACGCCUCUCCCYGCACGCCUAAAGACCCAGGGAAGCUCGACUGGAGGCGGAGACCGUGUUGCGGAGCCGCCCACGCUGCGCUCCAGGAGCCAGAGUCCACAGGAUGGGCAUUAGGACAUGCUGAUCUCCCAUAGAGAAAGCUGGCUGGCACCCUAUCAUGGAGGACUACAAUGUACACUCAGCUGCCAGCAUCUUGGCCUCGGUGAAGGAGCAGGAGGCCCGUUUCGAGCGACUGACACGGGCACUGGAGCAGGAGCGGCGCCAUGUUGCCCUGCAGCUGGAGCAUGCCCAGCAGCCUGGAGUAGGCAGCAGUGGUGUGGGCAGUGGGCAUCCCCUACCAAUGGCCUGGCAACAGCUGGUCCUGCAGGAGCAGAGCCCAGGGAGCCAGGCAUCACUGGCCACAAUGCCGGAGGCACCUGAGGUGCUAGAGGAGACAGUGACAGUGGAGGAGGACCCUGGUACACCUACCUCCCAUGUAUCCAUUGUCACAUCUGAAGAUGGCACAACCCGGCGCACUGAAACCAAGGUCACCAAGACUGUCAAGACAGUGACCACGAGGACAGUACGGCAGGUGCCUUUGGGCCCAGAUGGACUCCCCCUGCUGGAUGGUGGCCCUCCACUUGGCCCUUUUGCUGAUGGUCCUCUGGAUCGGCAUUUCCUACUGCGUGGUGGUGGUCCAGCAGCCACACUCUCCCGAACCUACCUCAGUAGUGGGAAUGGCUUUCCUGAUGGCCUUGAGCUCCGUGAUGGCCCUAGCUAUGGCAGCCUGUCCCGGGGUCUAGGGUUACGGCCCCCACGCACUGGCCCCCUUGGCCCAGGACCUGGUGAUGGCUGCUUCACACUGCCUGGCCGCCGGGAGGCCUUCCCUGUGGGUCCUGAGCCUGGACCAUCAAGUGGUCGUUCCCUGCCCGAGCGYUUCCAGGCAGAGCCCUAUGGCUUGGAGGAUGACACACGCAGCCUGGCCGCUGACGAUGAGGGUGGCCCUGAGCUGGAGCCCGAUUACGGCACAGCCACACGGAGAAGAGCUGAGUGUGGGCGGGGCCUUCGUGCCAGGGCCUAUGAGGAUGUAGCAGAUGAUGCUGGUGAACUGACUGAUGAGCGGCCCCUGUACCCAGCAGCAACGGCACCACUGGCCCAGCCAGAGCGGGGCAGUCUGGGCAGCCUGGACCGGGUGGUACGUCGCUCACCCUCAGUGGACAGUGCCCGCAAGGAGCCACGCUGGCGGGACCCUGAGCUACCUGAAGUGCUGGCCAUGCUCCGGCACCCUGUGGACCCUGUGAAGGCCAACGCAGCUGCCUACCUGCAGCACCUGUGCUUUGAGAAUGAGAGUGUCAAGAGACGUGUACGGCAGCUGCGUGGACUGCCACUACUUGUGGCACUGCUAGACCACCCUCGGGCUGAAGUGCGUCGCCGGGCCUGUGGAGCACUGCGCAAUCUCUCCUAUGGCCGUGACACCGACAACAAGGCUGCAAUCCGGGAUUGUGGCGGUGUGCCUGCUCUGGUGCGCCUGCUGCGAGCAGCCCGUGACAACGAGGUCCGUGAGCUGGUCACUGGCACACUCUGGAACCUGUCAUCCUACGAACCCCUGAAGAUGGUCAUCAUUGACCAUGGCCUGCAGACGCUGACCCAUGAGGUCAUCGUGCCCCACUCGGGCUGGGAGCGAGAGCCCAACGAGGACUCCAAGCCCCGGGAUGCUGAGUGGACGACUGUCUUCAAGAACACAUCAGGCUGCCUGAGGAAUGUGAGCUCAGAUGGUGCUGAGGCCAGGCGACGGCUCCGGGAAUGUGAAGGACUGGUGGAUGCUCUCCUGCAUGCCCUGCAGUCAGCUGUGGGCAGAAAGGAUACAGACAACAAGUCUGUGGAGAACUGCGUGUGCAUCAUGCGAAACCUGUCCUACCAUGUGCACAAGGAGGUGCCUGGGGCUGACAGGUACCAGGAGGCUGAGCCUGGGCCCCCAGGCAGUGCUGCAGGCUCCCAGCGCCGGAGGAGGGAUGACGCCAGCUGCUUUGGUGGCAAGAAGGCCAAAGGAAAGAGGGAUGGUGAGAUGGACCGGAACUUUGACACAUUGGACCUGCCCAAGCGAACUGAGGCUGCAAAAGGCUUUGAGCUACUAUACCAGCCAGAGGUAGUACGCCUCUACCUAUCCCUCCUCACGGAGAGUCGGAACUUCAACACCCUAGAAGCUGCAGCAGGUGCCCUACAAAACCUCAGUGCCGGCAACUGGAUGUGGGCCACAUACAUCCGUGCCACAGUGCGCAAGGAGCGCGGGCUGCCGGUGCUGGUGGAGCUACUGCAGUCUGAGACUGACAAGGUGGUACGUGCAGUAGCCAUUGCAUUGCGCAACCUCUCCCUGGACCGUCGCAACAAAGACCUCAUCGGGAGCUACGCCAUGGCAGAACUGGUGCGGAACGUGCGCAAUGCUCAGGCUCCAGCUCAACCCGGAGCCCGCCUGGAAGAAGACACAGUGGUUGCUGUUCUGAACACCAUCCAUGAGAUUGUGUCCGACAGCCUGGAUAAUGCACGCUCACUCUUGCAGGCCCGUGGCGUGCCUGCGCUGGUGGCGCUAGGGGCCGCCAGCCAGUCGGUUCGGGAGGCAAAAGCAGCAUCACAUGUGCUUCAGACUGUGUGGAGUUACAAGGAGCUACGUAGUGCCCUACAGAGGGAUGGCUGGACUAAGGCUCGCUUUCAGUCGGCUGCUGCAGCAGCCAAAGCACCCAAGGCAGCUUCUAGUCCCGGAGGCUUCGAUGACAGCACGCUGCCUCUAGUAGACAAGAGCCUUGAUGGUGAGAAGCCAGGCAGCCGGGAUGUGAUCCCCAUGGAUGCCCUUGGCCCAGAUGGAUAUUCCACCGUGGACCGGAGGGAGCGGAGGACUCUGGGUAGUGACUCCUUAGGAGAGGCCUCAGAGAAGGAACCAUUAAAAGAUGACAUUCAUCCAUGGACAACUGGGAGGUGGAACCAAGCCUGGGAAGCAGCCCUUCACAUCAAUCAGCCUUUGGGUGUUGGGUUCAGAGCUUCACCUGCUGGGAGGGAGGAGAAAGGGAAUAGAGCUCCACCUAGCCACACACUGCACUGGACUGGAGCCUGAGAAAGGCCUGGACCCAACCAUUUGUUCUUAGGGAUCACCAGAAGGGCCAUCCUGAGCAGACCCUGUCGUGGAGCUUGGAGCCCCCUGGCGGCAGGGGUUGGCUGAGACUCUCACCGGAGCCAGAACCUUUCUGGACACCCCCCCUGACCCACCCUGUCCAUUCUUCCCUCUGCUCUCCCGACCUAACUCCCUAGGCCAGAGUUAGCUAUUUACUGACAUGGUGCUGUGUGUGGGCAGGGGUGGGGACCAGUUAAGUGGCAGGGGAGGGUAGCUGGUUUUGCUUUGGAAGACCAGGAGAGAGCACCCUGUGUGCCCAGUGCCCCAGAGGAACAAUAUGGAACUGGGGUGCAACUCCUAGGGACAGGUAGCCAGGCAGGGAGGGAGGGGCUUGGGAAAAGAAGUUGGUCCAUGGAGAAUGGAGGCCCUCCCCUGGCUGAAGCCCUACCCUGCUUAGAAAGCAGACUGUAGGCAUGGGGCUACUCCAAGAGGGCUGACCCAGGCAGGGGAUUAGCAAGAUGGAAGUCAGGCUAUGCUUGCCCCUCCACCACUCCUUGGGAUCUGUGGAUGUGUGGGAUCCCCAUAUAGUGGAACUCUUCCCUGAGCUGCCUCUAGCUGGGGCUGCCGUGGCUGCCAUAUCUGCAUCUGCCCAGAACCUCAAGUAACCUCCGGGACUGACCUCUGGCAGCAGCCCCCAAGGGAAUGCUGUUCAGUGCCUGCUGUUUGUGACUUAAAAACAGAAGAAAAACACUGACAAAAAGCAUUAAAAACAAAACCAAAAUAAGAUUGUAUUGGUAAACAUCUAAGUUUUUGUAAGAAAAUUUUAAAAAGCAACAAAGAACUUUCUGUUUUGUGUGGCUCCGCUUCUUCUUCCCAAGCCACUGGGCUUCUCUUUCAGCCCUGGAUAGGUAAAGGCUGACCAGUGCAGACUCUGCUCCUGCCCUUUGGGCAUUUCUCCAUAUCCAUUCACCCUGGCUACUUGCUAAUUCCUGUUCUCUAUGCUCAGAGGAGUGGGCUGCUUAUGGGUGGUUAGCUGGCCCCGAGACCAGGAAUGGGCACAGGUGAGCUCAGCUUGGACAGGGUUUAUAUUUGUGUCCAGUAUAGGAACUGGGAUCCUGCUGAGGUGGCCAGUAAUCUGAUCACUUGGAGGAGUUGGGGCCUCAGAGACACGGUCGAGGUUGGAGCAGCUCUAGAUUUAGGCAUACACAAAUCAACUUUGCUUCACCACUUGGUACCUGGGCAGCCAGAAGAACUACUCUGGCUAGGCUAAACCUGCCUUCCUUUACUUUAAACCAAGCUGACUGGGACUAGGAAGGAACAUACUCAUUCAUAUUCAGUGCCUCAUGUCCAGAGAGUCAGGCACUUUGCAUAGCCCUGUGUUCACCUCUACCUAGUGCCUGCUUAGAGAUGGGUAAAGGCUGGCCGAUUUUUCUGUUUGUUUUUUUUUUGGUAAUACUGAGCAAGGCUGGCUCCCACUUCACUGCUAUGGCCAGGAGUCCUAGGCUGGGUGUGAUACACAGGAUCUAGCCAGUCAUGAGCCCAGCCUGUAGCAUUAGCAUUCCAUCAAGAGGAACUUGGCAUGUUUGGUUUUAGCAAAGGGUCCUGGGAAAGAGGGAGCAGUGUGGCAGUUGAGAAGAACUGUACUCAGUUAUCUURUAUCUAAAUACUUAAUCUUUCUUUUUUUCUUUUUUUUUGAUACUGGGGAUUGAGCUUAGGGGUGCUUGACCACUAAGCCAC
Urocitellus parryii (Arctic ground squirrel) is the source of this 4909-nucleotide messenger RNA. RefSeq names its product ARVCF delta catenin family member (gene Arvcf). Lineage: Eukaryota; Metazoa; Chordata; Mammalia; Rodentia; Sciuridae. Gene Ontology annotation, cellular component: plasma membrane; nucleus; adherens junction. Gene Ontology annotation, biological process: cell-cell adhesion. Gene Ontology annotation, molecular function: protein binding. The record is from RefSeq and is a predicted model, not a curated record.